AUGAAGAUGGCAGAAAACACAGUUGCUUCCCAGCCAGGAUCCUGGAAUACCCAACCUUCCCCUAUGGAGUCCAGCCAGCUUAUUUCAGGUCAGAGCUCAGAUAUGCCUACCUGGAAACAAACAGUGAUAGCAUCAACAUCCUGUAGCAACCAAGAUGCAGCCUGUACUCUGAGUUCAACAGCACACCUGGGAGAAGCCAAUGAUUUCCUGUUUGGAGAGCCAAGUGAGACCUCUUUUUGGUACCAGCAAGUUGUGUCUGCUGAGCAGAAAAUCUCCCCUGCAGGCCCUCAGCACAUGCAGCUCAACAGCACCCCGAAGACAUGCCUCUCUCAUUCCCAGAAGAGAGCAGUACUCGACACCAGGGAUACUCUCUACAAUGAAGGCUACUGGAAGAGGACACUGAACUCUGACAAGACUCUCUUGUUCACAAAUACAGACAUGUGUUUGAAUCCCAGGAUUAACUUUGGUAAUUAUCAAAAGGUGCUUUCUGGAAGUCAUGCUCUCCAGGACCCAAAUGUAGAUCACUCCCUUGCUUCUAAACAUGACCAGAUUUUCAGUGGUGAACAUGAGAUGCCUUUCCAUGGUAACCAGACCAACUACAAUCAGGUGACACCAAGGAAUGGAGGGCAUCUGACUCUCUAUGAGAAUCAGAUGACAUCACCCAGUUAUACACAGGCCCUUUAUCCCAAUCAAAUCAUAACAUCCUUUUCUGAACAGAAUUGUUUUGGGAAUCACCAGGAGAGCCCCGUAGCUGACAAUGAAUACUAUGGAAAUCAGAUAAUACUGCCAAAUGGAAACCAGGUUUUCUCUGAGCCUCAGAUGAGAAUUAACUGUGACCAAACAAAUGACCAAAUAAAAUCCUUCAGUGUUCAGAAUGUCUUCAAAGAUCAGGAGAAUCUCCUCAGUUGUGAGCACUCCUUCUCUGGGUAUCAGACAUCAGGGUACAGAUGUGACCAGGAUUUGAUUGUGAAUCACCAGGUAUCAACUUCAUUUGCUGGCCAGGCUUUCUAUGAGUUUCAGAAAGAGACUUCCAGUUUUGACACCACUUUUCAUGGGUCUCAGAGGACAACAUCCAGUCCAGAAGAGAACCUGGCUAGCCAUUCAGAGACAAGUCCCAGUUCUGAAGAGAUAUUCUAUUUGGGUCAGAUAAAAACCUCUUUUGAUGAAAAUGUCUGCCCAAGUCAGAAUGGAACACCCAAUCUGGAAGGAAGCCUUGAUUGGCAGGUGACUUCAUUUAGUCCCCAAGCCUCAUAUGUGGAUGAAAACUCUUAUCCUUCAAGUUCCCCUUUGUUCCAAAGACAACCUCAGGAAAAUUCUUCAGCUUCCAGUUUGGUCCAGGUACAACGUCCACAGAUGAAGUCAGACACCAAGACCAAGAGCCCAGUGUCCCGGAAGAACCCUCAUCCUUUGAAGAGCUUCUCCUGUACCUACAAGGAUUGCCAGAAAUCAUACAAAAAGUCUAACCACCUCAAAAACCACAUGAAGAAACACACAGGUCAGAAGGAUUAUGCCUGUGAUGAGCCUGGGUGCAAAUGGAAAUUCUUCCGCUCAGGAGAUCUCAAGAGACACAAGCAAAAGCACAGUGGGGAGAGGCCCUACCCCUGUGACAUGUGCAAAAAAAGCUAUUCCAGACCAGAUUAUCUCAAAAAGCAUCAGAGGAUCCAUUUUCAAACAUCACCCACCACUGCAACCUGA
Apodemus sylvaticus (European woodmouse) is the source of this 1695-nucleotide messenger RNA. Its product is annotated as Kruppel-like factor 18. The record is from RefSeq and is a predicted model, not a curated record. Gene Ontology annotation, biological process: regulation of transcription by RNA polymerase II. The transcript has a single exon. Lineage: Eukaryota; Metazoa; Chordata; Mammalia; Rodentia; Muridae. Gene Ontology annotation, molecular function: RNA polymerase II cis-regulatory region sequence-specific DNA binding; DNA-binding transcription factor activity, RNA polymerase II-specific. Bases 1 to 1695 code for a protein of 564 amino acids.